GGGCUCGGCCGUGGCCCCGGGGGCCGAUGCGGGGGAGCUCGGCCUGGCUGCGCGCCGUCGCUCCCCUGGGGCGGGGACCAAGGCGCUGUCAGUACCGCCUCCUCCCACGAGCCCUGCGCCCCCGCUGUACAUCGGCGGGGGGCCGCCCGCUUUGUGCAUCUCGGGGUGUUCGUGGCUGCCCCAGAGCUAGCGCACCUCAGCGCCCCCCCAGACAGGCGCGUCCGAGUGUGGGAGUAAGGGGCGCAUCACAGCCCCCCCCCGCUCGGAGCGAUCUGCCCGGGUACCCCCCCUCCGCUCUUCGGGAGCGGAAGAUCAUGGAGCCACUGCACCUUCCCCCUGUCCCGGAGUCCAGAGACACCGGUCGGUGCUCGUCGAAUCUGUAUUGUUGCACCUUCACUGCUGUUCCCUUGUUUAUUUUAACAGAUUUCACUCGUAAAGUUUUCUCUGUGUCCAUUUUCAGACUAGCUUCAUUAAAGUGCAAAUGUGUGUCUGUGUGUGUGUUUUCUUUUUGUGAACAGCUUUCUUUUCCCGACUGCCGGCUCUGUUUGUAUGAGGAUGGGACAGAACUGACUGAAGGUUACUUCCACAGCAUUCCAGCCAAUACAGACCUUGUACUGCUAGCCCCAGGGGAGACCUGGCAGGGUUUUGUCAGUGACAUAGAUCACUUCCUAAAUACAUUUUACACACAAAAAGAUGAUGUUGUUGAGGCUGCACAAAAGCUGCUAUCAGAUGAGCAGGCUCCCAAGAGACAGAAGCUUCUAGUGGAUCUCAUUCAAAACCUAAGUGAAAACAUUUUGGCGGAAAGCAGAGAGGAAGACAGAAAGUGGUUUGAAGGUAUAGAGUCUCGCUUUAAGAAUAAAUCAAGUUAUAUGAGAUACAGUUGUGAAAGCAGAAUACGAAGUUAUAUGAAAGAGGUUAGCAGUUAUACUUCAGCUGUUCAUCCAGCAGCACAAGCAGAAUAUAAAAGAAUAACUGACUUUAUGUUGGAUAAACUAAAGUCCGUUAAAUAUAAUGGCUGUUACUUUGACAGAAGAGAGGAGGCGGCGGUCCGCCUCUGCACUACUGAGGGAUGGUUCUCCUGUCAAGUAAGAAACUAUUUAAGACAAAUAAGUGUGUGUAAGGGUCCUUUUGACAGGGAUUACUGCCUGUGUAAACAUUCCAUCAAUCCCUACAGUAACAGGGAGAGCAGAAUCCUCUUCAGUACAUGGAAUCUCGAUCAUAUAAUAGAGAAGAAACGUACUAUUGUCCCAACACUGGCAGAAGCUGUCAAAGAACAAGAUGGAAGGGAAGUUGCCUGGGAAUACUUCUAUCAGUUGCUAUUUACUCUGGAAAAUUUAAAACUAGUGCAUAUUGCUUGCCAUAAGAAAACCAGCCAUAAUCUCACCUGUGAUAAAACUAAAAUAUACAGAAAAAGAAAGCGAAUACAGAAGGUCUCAAAGUGACUUCCCUAAAAGUGGCUUUUUGCUAUGGUUUUCUAAACUAUAUGAAAGGACACUAUUUAUAAUAAUAUUUCUGAAAUUCUUAGUAAAAGAUCAUAAUAGAUUGAUUGCAGCCACAUCUAUAUUAGGGAAUUUAGCAAGAAGAGAUCAAACCUCAUUCAAACAUUUGUCAUUCCACCUUUUAUACACUUGGUUCCUGAGGCCCCAGCUCAUUUUCUGUAAGGCAGUAAAGUUGUUCUACAGAGCUUAUAGCUAAGCAAACAAUCCCCGUGCCUUAGAUUUACCAAAGGCCACCAUACAGUUAGUGGCAGAGCUACUCCCAGUUCUGUGUCCCUGUGACCUCUGCUCUAAUCUACUAAUGGUUCCCAUUUUUUAACCUAUUAUUUUACAUACAUAUUUUCUAAAGAAACUAUCCAUGGUGCUAGAUUCUGUCUUUUUUCUUGGUUCAUAUUCCCCUUUUGUUUAUUUAAAUACCAUCUUCCAACUUCCUUGGCUGUUUGACUUUUCUUAGUGUUGUGCAGUACUACAUACGAAGGCUAUUAUAGGAAAAGGUACUGUAUGUUCAAUCUCUUUGAUAAUUAUCUGUUCAUCAGCUGUGCUCCCCUCUACCUCUUAAUUAUGUAGUAAAAUGUGAAUGAUUUUUUUU
This is a messenger RNA of Dermochelys coriacea (leatherback sea turtle), 2085 nucleotides long. RefSeq names its product DNA fragmentation factor subunit beta (gene DFFB). Gene Ontology annotation, molecular function: DNA endonuclease activity. Gene Ontology annotation, cellular component: nucleus; cytoplasm. The coding region runs from base 27 to 1442 and encodes 471 amino acids. Gene Ontology annotation, biological process: apoptotic process; apoptotic DNA fragmentation. The record is from RefSeq and is a predicted model, not a curated record. The transcript is spliced from 6 exons. NCBI's taxonomy places the organism in Eukaryota, Metazoa, Chordata, Testudines, Dermochelyidae.